AUGUUGGCAAUUAACCAAGCACCGAACCUAUGGCAAGGAUUUGAACGUAUUUGCACACAAAUCUGCUACAAGCUUUAUUAUCGUGCAUGUUCAUGCCAAUAUAUGGUGUGUAACACAGUAGAAUUUCAUCACAAAGAUUGUUCUUUGAUAAAAUGUUUACCGCAUGAGAUACAAAUGCAUGUCCAACAUACCCCUUUGUACCAAUUCCGUCUAACUUUGUUAUACCAUGCACGCUCUCAGGAUCAAUCAAAAGACAUUAUGAACGAAUUUGCACCCUUUAAAGUAUUCAACGGCUUAAACCACAGUUUUACGCAGAUAAUUGCCAAAUAUUCUACAUAACACACAUUUAUAAUGCUUUUUACGGUACUUCUAGAAUAUAUGAAGCUAGAUAAG
This is a messenger RNA of Vavraia culicis subsp. floridensis, 393 nucleotides long. RefSeq lists its product as uncharacterized. Bases 1 to 339 code for a protein of 112 amino acids. The record is from RefSeq and is a predicted model, not a curated record. Lineage: Eukaryota; Fungi; Microsporidia; Pleistophoridae. The transcript has a single exon.